Messenger RNA from Neoarius graeffei (lesser salmon catfish), 1083 nucleotides. RefSeq names its product histamine receptor H2b (gene hrh2b). Lineage: Eukaryota; Metazoa; Chordata; Actinopteri; Siluriformes; Ariidae. Gene Ontology annotation, cellular component: membrane. Gene Ontology annotation, biological process: adenylate cyclase-activating adrenergic receptor signaling pathway. The record is from RefSeq and is a predicted model, not a curated record. The coding region runs from base 1 to 1083 and encodes 360 amino acids. Gene Ontology annotation, molecular function: G protein-coupled receptor activity. The transcript is spliced from 2 exons.
AUGGUGUCCACAUUUUUCCGUUGGGUGAUGCUUGUGAUGUUCAUUGCGUUCACCAUUGGUGGAAAUGUGCUGGUGUGUUUAGCGGUGGGCACGAGUCGCCGUCUUCACCGCACCAGCAGCUGCUUCGUGGUGGCUCUGGCUGUAACAGAUCUGCUUCUCGGCCUGCUCGUGCUGCCUCUCAGCGCCACCUUAGAGCUGCGUGGUGGUCAUUGGCCAUUAGGGGGCACCAUUUGCAACAUUUAUCUCUCUACAGAUGUGACACUGGCCACCGCGUCUAUCUUCACAUUGCUCGCUAUCAGCGUGGAUCGUUACUUGGCCAUAUCAGUGCCACUCAGCUACACCACAAGGCUUACUCGAGCACGAGCUGCUGCAGCAAUUGUGCUUAUUUGGAUCUUUUCACUCACAGUGGCCUUCGCUCCCAUCCACAUGGGCUGGAACACAGCAGAUUUCCACGUGCAGAACCAUGACUGGAGGAUGGGGGAUGAAGGGCAUGUGGGACGGACUUGCCGUUAUGAGUGGAACAAUAAUUAUGUGCUGCUUGGUGUCUUCUGCAUCUUCUUCUUCCCUCUGCUGGUCAUGUGUUGGAUGUACCAUCGCAUCUUCUGCAUGGCGCGUGAACAGGUGCGUCGUAUCCGUGCUGCGACUCCAUCCUUCAAUCGUACUUCAGCAUCACUGAGAGGAGCCACACUGAGAGAACACAAAGCCACCAUAACUCUGGCCACCGUGCUUGGAGUCUUCAUCAUCUGCUGGCUGCCAUACAUUGUGUUCUUCACCUGCAUGGGCCUGAGGCGUGAGACUCAGCCACCCCAACUCGUACACUCCGUGGUGCUCUGGCUGGGUUACUUCAACUCGGCCCUGAACCCCAUCCUGUACCCCGCCCUCAACCGAGACUUCAGACACGCCUAUGGGCAUCUGCUACACUGCAGGAACCCACGCAAGAGCAUUUCCACCACUAUAACAACCUCGGGAAAAGACAGAAGCAUAAUUUCUCAUGCAUCUCAGAGUGCAAACGAAUGCAGCAAGUCAUUGCAUCUCAACCAGGAAGACUUUAAAGAUGAUGCAAGUCCAGAACAUGCCAGCUAA